GUGCUAAGAAACUGUCAAGGCAAGAGGCAUGUGAUACACAGGGAAAGGCACAGUAAAGUGUAUUAGUGGAAAAUGGUAUGCAGAAGAAGUAUUUAUUAAGACAUCCACAGCAAAAUUGUAAAAGUAAAACAAAAAAUAAAGCAUAAAGCACACUAUAAAAACUUAAAAACCAUAAAAUAAUUCCAUAUUUAGGUUAACCAGUUUUAAACAUUGUUGGAUAUGGCGCUGACUGAAACUGUUCUUCCAUCAUUUAACACUCUGAGAAACUUCUCUGACUAUCAGCAGAAACCAUCUGAAAUCCUGCAGUGGUGGAAGACAGAUGAAAGAGAAAAGAACUUAUGCCCUGAGGACCAGAACUGCUCAUCCAUUGACUUCUGUCAAGCAUUCAACCCCAUGCCAGUAAAAAAAGAGGAGGACGAUUCCUACUGGGAUGUUGAUUUCUUUCUUUCUAAUUUCUCCAGCUCUGAGUCCCAUGUUAAAGGACUCGUGGUACCCGGGCACACUGCUGCUGAGAAGACACCUGAGAAUGCUGGCAGCAUGCUAGAAAGAGAUGUGUAUCAGAAUCCAGAAAGCUGUGACCAUCAAAGCACCGACUAUCAUCUCCUGGCACCAGCUGGUACUGCCAGUCUAAUGGCAGAGCUACUGUCGUAUGAAGUGCCUUCAUGUUAUGCCACUCAGCAACAGACCUAUAGGCAACCAAGCAAAUGCUGCCUGGAUCCAGGCAACUCUGAGCAUAAUAGUUCAAAUGAAGACCUAGAACUUUUUGGAGGGCCACUGAAUUUCUUUUCAUGUACAGCUGAAAUGGAAGCCCAAAAGCAAACUUGUGGACCUAAAUCUGAGUCCUCCUUGGACAAUAUUAGCCAAAUUAUGGACCAGGUACCCCCAUCUGUGAAGAACCCAUCCCACAUUCCAUACAGUGACUGUUUUCGUCCACAUCCCCAGAAAUCGUCAGCAUUGCUUGCUACCUCUGGAAUCAUGGCAGAAUCCAGUCUAAGAAGCAGCCAUUUCUAUCCAUUUCAACUGACAGAACAACAGUAUCCAUAUAGUCUGGUCAGUGGAUGUCAGGGAUUCUACCAAAGUACAUUCCAGAACCAGUAUCAGGGCAACUUUGAGUUGUAUAGACCAGGGCCUGGGGUGGUGCUUUCUUGCUCUUCAUCUCAUGUCCUGCUGCCUCCCAGCAUUACAGAGGAGGUUAAGCCGAAGAAAGGCAGAAAGUCUUGGUCCCGUAAGCGAGUAGCUAGCCACAGCUGUGAGCAUCCAGGAUGUGGGAAGAUGUACACCAAGAGUUCACACCUGAAAGCUCACCUCCGUACACACACAGGGGAGAAACCAUAUCACUGCAGUUGGGAAGGCUGUGGAUGGAAAUUUGCACGAUCAGAUGAACUAACUCGUCACUUCCGCAAGCAUACAGGGCACCGUCCAUUUAAAUGCCAGCUAUGCCAACGGGCCUUCUCCCGGUCAGAUCAUCUUACAUUGCAUAUGAAGAGACACAUGUAAAGCCACCACCUGGAACUAUUGCAUGUCACAAGCACUCCUACUACUUGUCCUGACAUUAGGAUGGCAAAAUUGUAUGUGGAGUGGGGAAUUCUGAUUGAAAGAUAGCAAUACAGAGGGUUAUACUGGUAAUUUGAAAGCUUUCUGUACAAAAGAAUAUUUAGGAUUUGAUAGUAAAUGUGUUAGUAGAAGAUAAUCAGUUCUGUAACAUUUGUCAACGUGCAUAAAAGCACUUGUCUUUUCCCCUUGCCCACCUACUAGGUCUACAAAUACUGGUGAAGCUCAAUAUCUUAUCAUAUCCUAAUGCACUAAUGGUUCCUUUAAGGUAAAUUAAUGAUGUGCAGGAGAUGUUAGUACCAGUCUCUCAUCAUUUAUAAAAGAACUGCUGUUUUUAUUGGGUAUGAAGCAGAGGCCCGUGGUUGAGGAGACAGAAGGGUAAUACAGAUGGGUGCACAUACACAUAUAAACAUUAACACAAAGUCAUGCACAGCUGUGCCUGUAUGUGCAUGCACACACACACACACACACACACACACACACACACACACACACACACACACACA
Messenger RNA from Protopterus annectens (West African lungfish), 2057 nucleotides. RefSeq names its product Kruppel like factor 1 (gene KLF1). The record is from RefSeq and is a predicted model, not a curated record. The transcript is spliced from 3 exons. Gene Ontology annotation, molecular function: RNA polymerase II cis-regulatory region sequence-specific DNA binding; DNA-binding transcription factor activity, RNA polymerase II-specific. Gene Ontology annotation, biological process: regulation of transcription by RNA polymerase II. Lineage: Eukaryota; Metazoa; Chordata; Ceratodontiformes; Protopteridae. Bases 220 to 1497 code for a protein of 425 amino acids.